This is a messenger RNA of Durusdinium trenchii, 1942 nucleotides long. NCBI's taxonomy places the organism in Eukaryota, Dinophyceae, Suessiales, Symbiodiniaceae. The record is from the annotation of a GenBank genome assembly.
AGUUUUAGGCUUCGAUCUCGGCACGAUUUUGCUCUUAGCGCCAUGAUCGUGGACAUCGGGGCGUUGACUCUUGCAUCCUUAAAGGCUGUUGGGAGCAUCGCAGUUAUGGCCUUUGGUGGCCUGUUCAUGACACGUCUGGGCAUCAUCACCAAUGAUGUGAGGAAAGGCUUGGGCGAGCUGUCCAUGAACCUCUUGCUGCCCUGCCUGAUGUUCAGCCAGGUGAUUUACUGCAACAAUGCUCAGAUGAAGGUGGACCAUGCUUGUCCCAACAUGGCGCAGGUGAUCCUCUCCUCAGCAGACCUGUUCUUUUGGCCGCUGGUGGUGGUGGGCUGUGGCUACUUUUUGGGCUUCCUGGCGGCCAAGAUCAUGCGGGUGCCAGAGAACUUCCGCCGGGCCGCUGCAGGUUCGGUGGCCUUCGGGAAUUCAACCGGAAUGCCGGUGGUGCUGCUCUCCACUUUGGCCCCCUCCCUGGUGGCUGAAGGAGUGGUCAAUGGAGAUCCCCUGCUCUUCCUGCCGGUGUAUUUGGUGCUUUCUCCCUUGCUGCAGUGGACCGUCGGCUCCUUGAUCUUCCGCCGCCCCACCGAGAAGAGCCUCACCGGUGAUGUCGAGGCGGCCGAGAGUCCCACCGAGAGCCCCGCGGCCGAGUACCCGUCGGACCCGGACUUCUCGCGCGCUCGCACGGCGUGCGUGCUGCGGGAUCCGCCGGUAUCGUCUCAGCGGGAUCGGCCUCGCUUGCGCACCGUGGGGAUGUUACCACCACUGGAGGUGGGCCCUGGCUUCACAGCCUGCGGAGAGCUGGAGGAUGUCCUCACCCCGGAAGAUGUGCAGAUGCCCCACUGCGACAAAUGUGGUGCAAUGCUGAAGCAUGUUCUCUUUAUGUUCCUGUCGCCACCAGUGGCAGCUACGCUUCUGGGGAUCCUGGUCGCCUUCAUUCGGCCCUUGCAGAACCAAUUCAUCAAUCUCAACGACUGGAGCUUGCCAUCUGAGCGCGGUUUGGAUUGGUUGUACAGUGCCAUCCGCACUUUGGGGCAGGCUGCUGUGCCUGUGAACCUCAUCAUGUUAGGCUCCAACUUGUCGAAGGGUGCUGACUUCAGUGCGUUGCCCGUCAGCACUGCCGUGGUUCUAACACUCACGAAGAUGUUGAUCCAGCCUGCGGCCAUCGCUGGCCUGGUUUUCCUGGUCGUUCGCUUGGUCCCUGGACCUGUCGUCACCGGCAAGUGGCUGGUGGCCAUUGUGGUCUCUCUGACGCCCACGGCCAACAACAUCAUGGUACAGGUAGAAGUUGGCGGCCAGGACAAGGCGGCGAUGAGCACCCUCAUUUUCAUUCAAUAUUUGAUGUCACCUGUGUUGCUCACCAUCUCGCUGACCGCCACCAGUGCUUUGAUGCAGAUGCAUGGCUCAUGGGAUCUCAUGGAUGAGCUGAGCAGCUGCCCAUCCAAAACGAGGCACGCAACGCAGAAUUUUCGCCAUCCCGACUGCCAAGCUCUGCGGAUCCGGGGACUUGGCUCGGCCUUGGCAUGCAUGAUUCUUCGAGCUGGCCACUGUAAAGGGAAUUGGAAGUUUUCUGUGGGCGGAUGAGGUCUGGAUCCUCAUCCAGCAUCCAGAGCUUCCACUCAAGUGCUAGCUGGUGCACAGUACAGACGAGAUUCGCUCGCUUUUGUUUGUGCCCAUUUUUUGGUUGGCUUCUGAAUAUAUUUUUGCGCCUCCUAGUACUCCCCAGCUGUACAGAGCAAUUGUGAUCAAGAAGCAGCCAUCUCAGUUGCGCGCUGCGCUGUGGACCCCAACAGAGGUUCUGAUACAGUGUUUAGUGUGACGGAGUUGCCAAUGGCCACUAAAAGUCAGUUCCAGGCAUUGACAUGUUGUCUGACUCCCUUCCAAAAAGGACAGCAGUGCGGCAGUUCGUUGGAAAGAACGUCGUUGUCUUUUUCUCGAUUCUCCUCCG